Messenger RNA from Ruditapes philippinarum (Manila clam), 4288 nucleotides. RefSeq lists its product as uncharacterized. NCBI's taxonomy places the organism in Eukaryota, Metazoa, Mollusca, Bivalvia, Venerida, Veneridae. The coding region runs from base 20 to 4288 and encodes 1422 amino acids. The transcript is spliced from 5 exons. The record is from RefSeq and is a predicted model, not a curated record.
UAUUGAUAAGAGUAUCAGGAUGGCACAUCAACUUCAUUUAGAGAAGGAAAAAUACAGACAGUGGGUAAAGGCUGGUUUAGGACUUGGAUAUUUAAAGGAGGGACUGGCACCAUUCUGUAAUGACAUAGCUGACCAACAACAUCAGGAUAUCUUACAAAACAUUCGGUCUACAAAGUCACUACCAUCAAAUGUGAUAUGUGGGGGCUGUCGAGUUGAAACUCUCAAGCCAGACCAAAAGCCAGUAGGGAAUGCUAAAAAUAGAGUUUGUCCUCUUGGGCAAGUAAAAUGCAGCUGUUGCUUUAAGAGAAAAAUUGCUUGUCCGAACAACAUAUGUGGCGCCAUCUAUGACUAUAUUGUUCAGUAUCAAGCAUCCUCACCACCUGCACCUAACUGGAAAAACACAGAUGCCCAACAGUGGUCGACAGAUCCUUGGAGCAUUUGUAAGUGUUUUAUAAAUGCUCCAGGGUACGAGGACAAGACAUCUGCUGGGGAAACUGAUUGUACUGGGUUAUUAAUUUUAAUGAUGAAUAACCAGUAUUUUCAUAGCCACAUUGGAUGUGAUGUCACAAAAGCAAACAACCUUUUUUUAAAGGUACGUCAGUAUAGAAAUAAUAUUUUCCACUCAAGCAGCAUGGUAUUAGAAGAAAGUGAGGCCAAUUCAUAUAUUGACGAUAUGAUAGCAGUUUUACAAGAUGGUAAAGAGCUAUUACAACAACCAGAUGCCCAGAUAGCGGUGAAGAAACUUCAAGAUCUGAAGAAGAAGGACUUCAUUAUUACUACUGAAGGUUUUGAAGAUAUUCUGGGGCAAAUCAAGGACGAAAUGUCAAAAGUUUUAAAAUCAACAGAAAAUGCUGCUACUAAAGAAGAAUAUGAGGACCUGAAAAAUAAACUCUCAGAGGGAAAAGUUGAGACUGAAAAACUUGAAAACAAACUUGCAAAUCUGGAGAAACAGAUUUCUGAAGAACAGAAAGGACAACUAGAGGCUGAGAAAGAACAUGCAUAUUUAAAAAAGAAAUUUACUAUUCUUGAGACAAUAAUGGAAGAGCAAAAAGAGGAGAUAAAAAGACUCAAGGAAGAAGAUUCACCUCAACAAAAACAGUUAGAAUUUCAAAAGGCUAAAUCAGAAUGGCGGGAAAAGCUGAUAGAACAGUAUCAAAAAACCCUGCUGCAAGUUCCUACAACACCUUUACAACCAAAAAGUGAAAAAUGUAGCUUUAAUGAGAUUUAUAUUAGACCCACAAUAACGAGGGAAAUAAAACGAGAAAAGGGUGAAACAAAGGAGGUGGAGGUUAAAACAAUGUCAGAAAUCUUCACAAAGAACGGAGUCCCCCAAAAAUCUGUAUAUGUUCUAGGAGAUGCAGGGUCAGGAAAAACAAGUUUUUGUAAAUAUCUGGUUAAUUGUUGGUGUUUGGCACACAAUGAGGCACAUGAAGCCGACAAUGAAAACAAAGAUGGCAAUGGAAAAACUGACGGUGACGGUGAAAAACAUGGGGCUGGCAAUGAAAAUGAUGAUGGCAGUGGUAAACCUGAAGGCGACAGUGCAAAACAUAGAGGUGGCAGUGAGGAACCAGGAGGUGAUAAUGAAGAACAUGAAAAAAAGGGAAGUGACAUUGUAAAUGAAGAGGUAAAGGGGGCACAUAGUGGAGACAUUGAAAACGAAGAGGGCAGUAAGACACAUCAAGAUGUUAAUGAGAAAGGAAGCAAUGAAAAACAUGUUGGUGACAUGAAGAAAAAUGGAAGUGACAGUGAUGACAUUCAGGAUAACAGUGAUGGCUUAAUACACUCCAAAUCUCACAAUGAUGACUCUGAUGAUAUCUUAAAUGACUCCGAAUCCGAUAGUGACGACUCAAAUGUUUACUUUACAGACUCUGAAUUUGACAGUGAUGACUAUGAACUUAAAUUCAAUGGUGUAAAAGAGAUGAAGAAAUUUGAUUUUGUAUUUUACAUCCCUCUUAGACAGUAUCAAAACAUUGGCACAGUCCCCACUAUUGAUGAAAUGCUUCAAAAACGUUAUCAAAUGAAUAUGUUAAGCAAACUUCUUGAAGAGAAAUCCUCUAGAGUUAUGAUUUUGCUUGAUGGCUUAGAUGAAUGGUCUUCUGAAAAUGUCCCAGAACAUAGCAUCUUUAAGGAGUACACAAUAUUAACUACUUCGCGGCCAUGGAAAUUUCAUACAUUAAGAUCAAGUGAUGUGGAGAUUGAACAAUCACUGAAACUGAAAGGGUUUGAUUUUAGAUGUGAAAGGGAAAUGGUAGAUAGAACAGUCUCACAAUUAAAUGUAAGCAGACAUGCCAAUAAAGAAGCUAGAGAAUGUAGGGAAAAUCUAGAAGAAAAGUCUCUUGAAAGUUUAAAAAAGGUACCAAUUAUGCUACAACAACUGAUAUGUCUAUGGUUUGAUGGUAAACUCGAUAAAACCUCAAGAUGUGCCAUCUACACCGGUAUGUUAGAAUUAUUCUUUACAUGGAAUGACAUGAAAACUACAGGAACAAGUACUCGACUCAUGAAGGGGACCCAGAAAGUAGAUCUUCCUAAAUAUUUAGCCGAUAAAACCAAAUUAAGAUUAAAUCGCCAUUUCAUUUAUGAAGUGUCACAGUUGGCUUAUGAGACACUAUUUAAUUGUCCGAAGGAUAAAUCCUUGACAUUUGACAUUUGUAUGUUUGAUGAACUAGAAAUAUCAGAUGAAGUAAGAGAAAAUUGCUUGAAACUUGGAAUAAUUACAGAAGAUGAAUGUCCAAGUUUAUCUGUAGCAGAACCACCAAGCUCAUUGUUCUCUUUUAUUCACAAGUCAAUGCAAGAAUUUCUGGCUGCAGUGAAUAUUGGCAUCAAUUUCAAUGCAAAAAUUGGUUUGUCAGAUAGUACAGGAAAUGUUGAAUUAGCCAAGAAUUUUAUAAAUGAGGUUUUUCAGAAAUGUUCAACAGUAAAUGACAUAUUAGAGCAGUCAAAUGUAAUUAUUAUGCUGUCUGGUCUAGAACCAAGAUUAGCAACACAUGUAUCAAAAUACAUAUAUGAUACUGUGUCGGAAGACUCUCGUGUUCAGGAAUACAGGAGAACAAUUAGUAGUGACAUUUAUGAAGACAGUUGUAUUACUGAUAUUCAAGAGCUUAUGUUUAAGUCAAUGGAAGAAUUAAAAGCAGCAUGUAGUAUAGGAAGUAAUACAGUAUUUUAUAUAGGAGAUUUGGUCAUUGAUAAAUGGGGUCAGUAUUGUGAUAUUGUUUGUUCAGGUAUUGAUCAGCAACAAAUUGUUCCUGACUCUGUUCUGUCUAUAAAGGUAGAUAAAAUCAACACACAAAAUGUUAAAUUUACAAAAUAUUUACCAAUGUUUUGUCAUCUUGAAAAAUUUGAAAUAUUAUAUAGUGAUGAAUCACAAACGUUCUUAAGUACACAAAAUGAUAGUACACAGAGAAAAGAACAGAUGAUUGAUGAUAUUAACAAUUGUGUUUCUGAGACAAUUAAAGUAAAUACUUCAACAUUAAAAUCUCUGUCUCUUCAUGUCUAUUACAAUGGCAAGUAUUACCCAGUGUAUAAAACAGUUGUUAGUUACCUACCUAGUAUGAUCAAUCUUGUAGCAAUAAGAAUGGGUAAUAUUAGAAUGAGUCAUGAUGAAACUACUACAUUUUGUAAUUUUCUUGAGAGAACCAGUCAUCUUGAACAAAUAUAUCUUUAUAAUGUUAGAUGUGAGUGUAGGAAGCAGCACGAUGCAAAUUUAUCAAAACAUCAACAACUUCAGUACCUUGAUUUGUGUAAUGCUGUUAGUGUGAUAGAUGCUAACACUACAAACCUUGAAAUAUUUAGAGUUGAUCAAUUGAAAAAUUGUUAUUAUGAGACAAUAUUUGAUAUUAUUAGAAAAUCUUACAAAUUAAAAGAACUUGCAUUGUAUGGAGACAAGGACAGUGAAUCUCAAUUAUAUCAUACCAACAUAACAAUGAGACUAGUCAUAGAGUUGACAUUGCUACACAAUCUCAGUAAGCUUGAGUUAGGGGGUUGUAGGUUAACUGACAAUAUAAUACAGUUUCCUUUAGAGAUGCAGAGUUUAAAGAACAUUAAGCUUCAUUUUGUAACAAUGAGUUUGACAACAUGGCAGAAGUUUGUUGAUAGUCUUCCUCAUAUUCCUCAUACUGUAGAUGUGAUUGUAAAGGGGUGUUAUAUAACAGGAGAUGGGAAGGAGUUUAAUGAUGAUAUGUUAACAUUGACAUCACUAGUACUUAGAGGAGAGAAGGGAAAUGAUGCUAUACAGUAUGUAAGAGAAAAGGAGCACUUAUUUCAUGUUAAAGGUAAAUAUGAUUCUAGCUGA